Molecule: messenger RNA, 1793 nt
Organism: Drosophila serrata
Lineage: Eukaryota; Metazoa; Arthropoda; Insecta; Diptera; Drosophilidae
Product: UDP-glycosyltransferase UGT5-like
Molecular function (GO): UDP-glycosyltransferase activity
Source: RefSeq, a predicted model, not a curated record
GUCGUCGUUCGCGUCGGUUGACGGUUCUUUGCCUCCCAGAACAGAAAAAAACUGAUUCAAAAUGCAAUUGAAGAGUACACUGCAUAUCUUGCUCCUGACUCUGAUGGCUCUUCAGCAGCUGGACUUGGGCUCUAGUUCUCGGAUCCUGGCAGCCUUCUUCUUUCCCGGCAAGAGUCAUUUCAUGAUGACCAAUGCGAUCAUUCGGGAAUUGGUGAAGCGAGGCCAUGAAGUCACCUUCAUCACACCCUUCUCCUUGGCCAAGGAGAAGCUGGGACCCAACUAUAAGGAAAUUGUGAUUCCACAAUACAAUUUCUGGCCAGAGAUCAAGGAGAUGACCCAGAAGAGCACUGUUCUGGAGAUGACCGAUGUGGAUAAUCUGACCUUCCUGCGCGUAGUUCAAGUUAUGGGUAUCCACAGCACGGACUUUGCCUUCGAGCAGCCAGAGAUUCAGGCAUUGGUCAAUGCCAAGGAUAAGGUCGGGAAGUACGAUCUCCUCCUGGCGGAGCAGUUUUUUAACGAAGGAGCCCUAAUUCUUGGACAUCUCUACCAGAUUCCCAUGAUCACCGUCUCGACCUUUGGCUUUGCCAAUUACCUCAGUCAGUUGUUUGGAGUGGUUUCUCCCUGGUCAUAUGUUCCUCAUGCCUAUAUGACAUAUACUGACAAGAUGUCCCUGUGGGAACGUAUCGGAAAUGUGGCCAUUUGUGGUGCCGAGGAUCUCAUAAGGGAGUUCUCCUAUUACCCGAAUCAGGAUGCCAUUCUCCGGAAGCACUUUUCCAAUAAGCUCGAUAGAGUUCCCUCUGUCAAGGAGCUGGAGAGAAAUAUCUCCGCCGUUCUGCUGAACAGCUACAUGCCCCUGGCCUCAGCUAGACCCACAUCCUACAACAUGAUUCAGGUCGGUGGACUGCACAUCCAGUCGGCCAAGGCGUUGCCGGAGGAUCUGAAGCAGUUCCUGGAUGGAGCCACCCAUGGAGCCAUUUACUUUAGUCUGGGCUCCCAAGUGCGAAGUGCCGAUCUCCCGCCCGAGAAACUUAAGGUAUUCCUGAACGUCUUUGGCAGUCUGAAGCAGCGGGUUCUGUGGAAGUUCGAGGAUGAGACACUGCCCAAUCUCCCAGCCAAUGUGAAGGUUCAGAGUUGGAUGCCCCAGGCAGAUAUCCUGGCACAUCCCAAUGUUAAAGUAUUCAUCGCCCACGGAGGACUCUUUGGUACCCAGGAAGCGGUGCACAACGGAGUUCCCAUCCUGGGCAUGCCCGUCUACUGUGAUCAGCACCUGAACAUAAAUCAGGCCAAAAAGGCAGGCUAUGCCUUGGAUCUGGAUUACAGGACGGUGACGGAGGAAGAGCUCAGGGAAUCCCUGCUGGAGCUGAUCGAGAACCCCAAGUACAGGAACAACAUGAGGCAGGCGUCUAAAGUGUUCCGAGAUCGACCUCUCAGCGCUAUGGAUACGGCAAUGUAUUGGAUAAACUAUGUGAUCGAGCACCGGGGGGCACCUCACAUGGUCUCCGCUGGAGUCCACCUGCCUUGGUAUCAGUUCUACCUCUUGGAUAUUGUUGGCAUGGCUCUAGUCCUCAUCCUCCUGCCGAUCAUUGCUUUAGCAAUCAUCUGCCGGAAGAGCUCCAAAUCGAUGAAUAAUCACAAGCUGAAGUCGAAGACAAAUUAAAACAAGAAUGGAAGCUAACUUCGAGAAGCCGAAUGUGUAUGGCCUUGCAGUAGUUAUUAAUGAUCCUUCAUAAGUUUAAAGAAUGCGAAAUUGACCAAAACUAAUCCAUUAAAAUGCAUUAAUCUCAAUUUGAAAA